GUUGAGUCUCCACCACCGAUUGGUCAGAUUUGUCCGCAUCGAAACUGCAGCAACGGUUUUCAUCUCCCAGAGAGGAUAAAAGCAACGCUGUUAAGCGGCAAAACUCACAGUCAACUCUUGCUGAAAGUUAACUGGAACCUCACCAAGAUUUUCAACCACAAAAUGUCUGAUCUGGAGAAUGCCCUGGUGACAAUUAUUGAAACUUUUCACAAGUAUAGUGGCAAAGAUGGAGAUAAACUGAAGCUGAAGAAGGCGGAUCUGAAGAACCUCAUUAACAAUGAGCUCAGCAACUUCAUUGGGGACUUCAAAGACCAGGAGACCCUGGACAAGCUGAUGGAAAGCCUAGACACUGAUGGUGAUGCAGAAUGUGACUUCCAGGAGUUUGUUGCAUUCAUUAGUAUGGUAACUGCAGCGUGUCACGAGUUCUUCGUGCAGAAGGAUGAGUAGGCAGACCAUAUAGUCAAAACAAUGGCACUGUGUCGUGAGACGCUGUUGGCGUAGAUGCUGUGGAAGUAACAAGCAGCUCCAGGCAGGCAGGUUGCUUGCAAACUAAUCUUCACCACCUUGUAGCUGGGAAAAAGCCCCUUGUCCUGCAUAAUGCAUAGGGCUUCAAUAACAGAUGCUGAGGGCAACAAUAACCCUACAAGAAAUGUGUCAACUGAUGAAUAUUAUUAAAUAAUUAGAUUUGUUUAACUUGGUAAAGAAUUACCAGUCUCUCCUUGAACAGCUGAAUGGGUAUAUAAGGGCACCUGUUGAUAGUAAUUGAUAAAUAAAAUCUCACGUGUUGGUCAAUUGCACAA
Mobula hypostoma (lesser devil ray) is the source of this 800-nucleotide messenger RNA. RefSeq names its product S100 calcium binding protein, beta (neural) (gene s100b). Gene Ontology annotation, biological process: positive regulation of cell population proliferation; positive regulation of canonical NF-kappaB signal transduction. Gene Ontology annotation, molecular function: S100 protein binding; calcium-dependent protein binding; calcium ion binding. The transcript has 4 exons. Lineage: Eukaryota; Metazoa; Chordata; Chondrichthyes; Myliobatiformes; Myliobatidae. The record is from RefSeq and is a predicted model, not a curated record. Gene Ontology annotation, cellular component: cytoplasm; nucleus. Bases 163 to 447 code for a protein of 94 amino acids.